GCUGUGUUGUGUUUAGACAUCGUUGUCGCCCCCGCGGCACAGGAUGUGAGGUAAGCCUGUAGGCCUAUCGCGUACAUUAGCGCCUUAGAGAGAUGAGGCAUGCAUCUAAGAAAGCGACACGCUUCAGGGACGCCUAGCUCUAGUGCACCCAAAACAGCACGUUUUAAGACAAUAACACUUCCACAACUAGUUGAAAGAGCUAAAGAAGCCAGAGACGCGAUAGAAGCGGCGGCGGCUGGAAUGUCCGGCAGCCGCAAUGGAUCGGGGCCUGCGGGCAGCAACCCGCAGCCGAGCCUCUCUGAUCUCAUGGCGGCGAUUCAAAACUUAGAGAACCGGCUGGACAAGCGGCUUGAGAAGAUCGAGACUAGGCAUGAUGAGAUGUGCACUGGUCUGGCCAAGGUGCAGUCGCGAAUGGAUACCCUGGAGGGGAGGCUGGAGGCGGUGGAAGCAAGCAGCACCAAGCAGUACGUGCAGCCCC
Astrephomene gubernaculifera is the source of this 478-nucleotide messenger RNA. The record is from the annotation of a GenBank genome assembly. Lineage: Eukaryota; Viridiplantae; Chlorophyta; Chlorophyceae; Chlamydomonadales; Astrephomenaceae.